AUGCGCAAAGAUAAGAAAAAAGAGGAUGAAUUGAAGAAACAGGAAGAAGAAAAAAGAAUUAAUGAUGAGAGAGAAGCAGCCAAACUGGCUGCAGAAAGGCUUGUGGAAUUAAAGCGUCAGCGCGAUAAGUACAAUAAUGAGCUAUUAUUUCGCAGUUCUGAAUUAGCCGAAACUCGCGAAUUACUCACUAUUUUCAGAGAUGCUUUGGAAAAAAUUAGGCGUGAAAGGGUAGAUCAGUACACCUGGUAUCGAUAUCUUAUUUGUGAUGGAUUACCUAACCCUAUUAUUGAAAAAGAAAUAAACACUUAUAUUAGUCUUUGGAGGAUGGAUCAUAGCCGAAUGUCUAUGGAGGAUGUAAUGAUCGACAGUGUAAACUCCUUGAAGCUCAUCGAUGAAUUACGGUCAUUAAUUGCUGAUUUGAAUGAGGAUCAUUCAGAAUUAGAACGUUAUCAUGGAGUUAUGCAGGAGCUUCGAGAACUUGUACAGGAAAAAGUUAACGGAGCAUGUGUCGAGACGUUAACCAAAGCGAGUCACUUUGCUGAUCCUGUAACCGGGAAUCUGCAGAAGUAUUGGCACAACGAUUGGCUCUCACUCUGUAUUUGGGCCAACCUCUCAAAAAAUCCCCGUAUUAAAGAGUAUACAUUUGAGAAUGUGGGAAUAACGUUUAGCAUAUCUCAAUCACUUACUCAUACCGACUGUGCGUUUAGAAUUUUAUUCAUGAAAUUCGACACUUAUUCUGUGCUUUCGCCUUCAUUUAAGCCUCAGCAAAUCGAAAAUUACGAUUUGGGAAGAAUCUCUAGUUCUCCCGUUGAUAACCAACCAACUUUCAAGUUAUCCAAGAAUUAUAAACAGAAUGGUGAUGCAAAUGAAAACAUAGAUGUGUUUGAUCGAGAAAACAUGGAUAAAAAUGACCCCAUCCAACAUGAAAUGAGAACUACUUUGAAUCUAUUCAGCGCCUAUUCGGAUGAUCAACAGGAUAAAGAGGAGGUAGAAGUUAUUAUAGAAGAACCUGAGGAAGACCGUGCAACAACUCCACGUAAGUUUAUUUAUUUAUUUAUUUAG
Rodentolepis nana is the source of this 1062-nucleotide messenger RNA. The record is from the annotation of a GenBank genome assembly. Lineage: Eukaryota; Metazoa; Platyhelminthes; Cestoda; Cyclophyllidea; Hymenolepididae.